Molecule: messenger RNA, 2313 nt
Organism: Ipomoea nil (Japanese morning glory)
Lineage: Eukaryota; Viridiplantae; Streptophyta; Magnoliopsida; Solanales; Convolvulaceae
Product: zinc finger CCCH domain-containing protein 32-like
Exons: 7
Coding region: 280-1716 (478 amino acids)
Molecular function (GO): mRNA binding; metal ion binding
Source: RefSeq, a predicted model, not a curated record
GAGAGAGAAUUCACACAGUGGUUGUGAAGUGUGAAGUAUAUACACAAAAAUCAACCCACCACGAAACCCCUUCCCUUUCGCUUUCUCUCUCUAAAACUGAUCAAAAACCCCAUUCCCACUCUCUCUCUCUCCUGCACUUUCUUUAUACAUACAUAAUCAUCCGUACAUACAUAUAUGUAUAUGUAUAUAUUUGUUUAAUUAUACAUAUACAUAAUAGUGUGUAUAGUGUGUAUAGGUAAUAUAGGCGUGGUUGUGUUUAGGAGGGAGGGGAGGAGGAAAAUGGAGAGGCAUAGUGGGACCCAGGCAAUGGAGGGAGGAGCAGCCGGCGUGGUUUCGGCGGCGACGACGGGGCUCGAAGAGCCUUUGUGGCAGUUGUCGCUCAGUGGUGGGCCCGAAUCCUACCCCGAGCGCCCUAACGACGCCGAUUGUAUCUAUUACUUGCGGACUGGCUUGUGCGGCUAUGGCGCUCGCUGUCGGUUCAACCAUCCCCGGGACCGUAGCUUGGCUGUGCGAGCUAUGAGGGCUAGUGGAGGGGAGUAUCCAGAGAGAGUGGGUCAGCCGCUUUGUCAGUACUAUAUGAAGACGGGAAUGUGUAAAUUCGGUGUUUCUUGCAAGUAUCACCACCCAAGGCAGGGAGGUGGAUCAAGCCUAGUGAUGAUGAAUAUAUAUGGAUACCCAUUGCGACCGGGUGAAAAGGAAUGUUCAUACUAUAUGAAAACAGGGCAGUGCAAAUUUGGGGUCACCUGUAAAUUUCAUCAUCCGCAGCCCGCUGGUGCAGAAAUGCCAGCACCAACUGCUGCACCUGGACCGUUGCCUGCUGCACCGUCCAUUUAUCCGGCAGUGCAGUCUCCCUCUGCUCAAUCGUCUCAACAAUUUGGAGUAAUGGCCGGCAACUGGUCAAUUGCGAGGCCUGCACUGCUUCAUGGCUCGUAUAUGCCCGGAGCUUAUAGCCCUAUGUUGUUUCCCCCGGGGGUAGUUCCAGUUCCAGGGGGUUGGACUCCUUAUCCGGCACCUGUUAAUCCCGCGGCCUCCCCCAGUACUCAGUCGGCUGCUGGAGCUGGACAAUUUUACGGCCUAACGCCAUUAUCUCCUUCGGCCCCUGCCUAUUCAGGAGUUUAUAUGUAUGCCGGUUCUGCCACUGGUCCUUCACGGGUCAGUCAGAGAGAACAUGCAUUUCCCGAAAGGCCCGGUGAACCAGAAUGCCAAUAUUACAUGAAGACCGGGGAUUGUAAGUAUGGAUCUUCAUGUAGAUACCAUCAUCCACAAGAAUGGAGUGGAUCAAAAGCAAAUUUUGUCCUAAGCCCCAUUGGUCUUCCUCUACGUCCGGAUGCACCGGUUUGCUUACACUAUUCACAAAACGGGGUAUGCAAAUUUGGACCUACUUGCAAAUUUGACCAUCCUAUGGGAACACUGAGUUAUAGUCCAUCUGCAUCUUCACUUGCCGAUAUGCCUGUUGCUCCCUUCCCCGUUGGAUCUUCUAUGGGCACUUUGGCUCCAUCGUCCUCGUCUUCAGACUUAAGGCCCAAUCUCACCUCGGGAUCCAACACGGAAGCCUUCUCUACCCAGAUAUCGUCCAUGAACACUUCUAGUGGUACAGUUGGUUCGAUAUUUUCAGUGACGGGUCCCGCUCCCCGUCCUGGUCUUCAGCAGUCUGGACAGAGUUAUUCUGCGAGUGGGAGCAGUAGUAUGGGUCAUGGAGGUGAGCUAAAAGAUUGAGUGAUCACAUUUUUUUCAUUGCUCAAUGAUAAUUAUGCAGAAUUAUUUUUGGUGGUAGUCCCAGUCAUAGGAAGCUUCUUGUCUUGAUCUCAUAAAAUCAUUAUAUCACAAUCAAACCCCAUUGUCAAUAAGUGAACUCCAUUCGUCAAAGAUCCAAAAGAACCUCCAAUAACCAAAAAGAAAAUGCCCCACUUUCCAUUUAGUCUGUAUUUGUGCCCAAUUUUGGAGCUUUCUUGUGUUUAUUUAUGUUGUAGUCAUUUAAAUUAGGGACCGAAAAGAUUCCUCCUACUCCGUUGUUCUCCCGUUUACUUCAUUCACCUCCCUCAUAGGAAUUGGGACCUGACUAAUUAGGAGUGAAUUUCAAAGUCUCCUUUUUGUCUGGAGCUCUUCUAGCGGGGAAACAAAAACAGAUGAUUCCGAGAACAACAAGCAAGGCAAGUGGUUAGUUUAUGCUGCAUUUUAUGUGAUAAGAUCAAUACUUGUCAUGUCGAUAUAUGAAUUACUCAGGACCUGAUAAAUUACCAUCAUAUACACAUUUCAUACUGUAACUUUGUAAGAAAUGCCUUUUUAUUUUUAUCCAUUUACUUUUUGAUAGUA